GCGCCCGACCCCUCCGCCGCCCUCCCCCUGCCCAGAUCCGGCCCCCUCCUGUCCAGAUCGCCGGUCGCCUCCCCCUUCCUCAGCCGUAGGAAGGGCGGCCCCAGAGGAGGGCGGGCAAGAUGAUCGGCGUGGGGAAGGCGAAGCAGUACGCUAACGUGCUCGACAAGCCCCUCAGCCGGGGCAGGCAGGAGGUCAGUUUGAGUGCAUUUGCAUUCUUGUUCUCGGAGGUUGUUCAGUACAAUCAGACACAAGUUGACAACAUUGCUGAGCUGGAACGAAGGCUGGAGGACGCUGGGUAUGCUGUUGGUGCACGAGUUCUUGAACUGCUGUGUCACCGAGAGAAGGGGAAUAGACGCGAGACUCGACUGCUGGGGAUUUUAUCAUUUAUUCACAGUACUGUAUGGAAAGUAUUGUUUGGAAAGGUGGCUGACUCACUUGAGAAAGGAACAGAGCAUGAAGAUGAAUACAUGAUUAGUGAAAAGGAGCUGCUUGUUAACCGAUUCAUUUCCGUGCCAAAAGACAUGGGGGCAUUCAACUGUGGAGCAUUUGUUGCAGGGAUUGUAAGGGGGGUAUUGGAUAAUGCUGGCUUUCCUGCGGUAGUUACGGCGCAUUUUGUGCCAAUUGAAGGCCAGCAGAGGCCCAGGACAACAAUCUUGAUUAAAUUUGCUGAAGAGGUUUUACACCGGGAAGCAAGACUUGGCUAAAAUUUAUGCUAUAUAUGUACACAACACUUUUUUUCUGUUCUGUUUGUAAGAUGAAUCUACUCGAAAUGUGUUCUGU
This is a messenger RNA of Lolium rigidum, 780 nucleotides long. Its product is annotated as trafficking protein particle complex subunit 5. The transcript is spliced from 8 exons. Gene Ontology annotation, biological process: endoplasmic reticulum to Golgi vesicle-mediated transport. The coding region runs from base 120 to 704 and encodes 194 amino acids. Gene Ontology annotation, cellular component: TRAPPI protein complex; TRAPPIII protein complex; TRAPPII protein complex. Lineage: Eukaryota; Viridiplantae; Streptophyta; Magnoliopsida; Poales; Poaceae. The record is from RefSeq and is a predicted model, not a curated record.